AUGGGGGGAUUGAAAAGUGAAUUCACAAGGGAUGUGGCGACACUCUUCUCUGUAUCUAUCCGGACUAUAAGUCGCAUUUGGCAUGACGCUAAACUUCAACUUCAACAUGGAUCAGUUGUUGAUGUAUCUUCGAAGAGGGCUAAUGUAAUUAGACGAAAAAGGAUACAAAUCGAUUUUACUCAUGUCUCACAAAUCCCACUACGUCGUCGAACAAAUAUUCGGUCUCUAGCAAAAGCAAUAAACGUUUCAAAAUCAACAAUGCAUAGAAGAAUUAAAGAAGGAGCUUUAAGACCACACACAAAUGCGAUCAAGCCGGAUUUAACCGAUCAGAAUAAGAAAGCAAGGUUAGAGUUUUGUUUAUCAAUGGUUACUCGAUCUUUUUCAAGUGCUAGUCCGACAUUUUAUGAUAUGUUUAAUGUGAUUCACAUAGAUGAAAAAUGGUUUUAUAUGUCAAAACCAUCCAAACGUUACUACCUUGUUCCCAACGAGGAUGAGCCGUUAAGAACAUGUAAAUCAAAAAAGUUUAUCACAAAAGUAAUGUUUCUAGCUGCAGUUGCACGACCAAGAUACAAUGCAUUGGGUAAUGAAGUGUUUUAA
Helianthus annuus (common sunflower) is the source of this 597-nucleotide messenger RNA. RefSeq lists its product as uncharacterized. Gene Ontology annotation, molecular function: nucleic acid binding. The coding region runs from base 1 to 597 and encodes 198 amino acids. The record is from RefSeq and is a predicted model, not a curated record. NCBI's taxonomy places the organism in Eukaryota, Viridiplantae, Streptophyta, Magnoliopsida, Asterales, Asteraceae. The transcript has a single exon.